This is a messenger RNA of Anguilla rostrata (American eel), 1301 nucleotides long. RefSeq names its product stathmin-like. Gene Ontology annotation, molecular function: tubulin binding. Gene Ontology annotation, cellular component: neuron projection; cytoplasm. The transcript has 5 exons. Gene Ontology annotation, biological process: regulation of microtubule polymerization or depolymerization; neuron projection development; microtubule depolymerization. NCBI's taxonomy places the organism in Eukaryota, Metazoa, Chordata, Actinopteri, Anguilliformes, Anguillidae. The coding region runs from base 117 to 557 and encodes 146 amino acids. The record is from RefSeq and is a predicted model, not a curated record.
GUCCUUUUCUGCGCGAACCGCAGAGGCUGAGGCAUAGAGAGAACUAGGCGCGGUAACCGACUUGCCUUGCGAGAGCAUCACCACUAAGGCACUUUGACUAUCUUCAGUCUUCUAAAAUGGCCACACCCGAAGAUAUCCAGGUGAAGGAGCUGGACAAACGUGCCUCAGGCCAGGCCUUCGAGGUCAUCCUGAACCCGUCCUCUCAGGAGGCCAGGGGAGACUUCCCCCUGUCCACCCCCAAGAAGAAGGACCUGUCUCUGGAGGAGAUCCAGAGGAAGCUGGAGGCAGCCGAAGAGAGGCGCAAGUCCCACGAAGCCGAGGUCCUGAAGCACCUGGCCGACAAGCGCGAGCACGAGAAGGAGGUGCAGCAGAAGGCCAUGGAGGAGAGCAGCAACUUCAGCAAAAUGGCGGAGGAGAAGCUCAACCAGAAGAUGGAGGCCAACAAGGAGAACCGCACCGCGCGCAUGCAGGCCAUGAACGACAAGUUCAAGGAGAAGGAUAAAAAACUGGAAGAGGUCCGACGGAACAAAGAGAACAAAGACGAAGAGGAGAACUGAACUGUACAUUGGGGAGUGCGGGGUAUAUAUGGGCUUUUUUACAUUUCCAAAGAGGAGUUCUCUCUCUUUUUUCCCUUCCAUUCUAUGGUCAGUAUUGAUUUUGUUUUUUAUUUUUUGGUUUUGUUUCACUGCUGUCCUUGGAAGGAAACAAAGAUCAAAUGAAUUUCCUCUUUUGUUUUUCCCGUUUUUGAGUAUGCUCAAGAUGAUUCGUCUUGUGGGUUUUGCUUGUCGCGUUGCAUCAGUUUUCCUGUUUGCCGAUUUGUCAAAUUGCAGCAUUUGACCUUCCUUUAAAUUAUCAGUCCUUACACCCGUGAGAAAGCAUGUUACUAUGCAUUGAUCCUUAACCUUAUCUAAUACACAGUGCAAGUUGGUAAUAUGAUACUAGAGCUAAAUAAAGUAGCACAGGAUAUGUAUUUUGACUUUACAGUAAAGUAUGUUACAGCUAUGUUGUGAUAUAUGAUAAAUGUUCUGCUCUGCUAACUACUCUGCCAGUACUUUUUCUUUUUCCUUUUCUGUGGGGGGGUGGGGGGGGGGCGUGUGUGCAUGCAGGGGGUAGGGGAGUAAGGGGUUCAGCAUCAAAGCAUUUAAGCACAUGACUUUGCCCGUGAAGUUUCCCCGGAAAGCUUCCCUGCAGCCGUGAGAACACAACAAAUGCAAUGGCAAUACACUUUGUGGCAAAUUUGUGGAUCACUAGUUGGCUUAUCCCGUGUACUAAAAAAAUGCAAAUAAAAAUUUUAAAAACCA